This is a messenger RNA of Asparagus officinalis (garden asparagus), 669 nucleotides long. RefSeq names its product helicase sen1-like. Bases 109 to 669 code for a protein of 186 amino acids. The record is from RefSeq and is a predicted model, not a curated record. The transcript has 3 exons. Gene Ontology annotation, molecular function: helicase activity. NCBI's taxonomy places the organism in Eukaryota, Viridiplantae, Streptophyta, Magnoliopsida, Asparagales, Asparagaceae.
AGAAAGUCUCUAUUUGCAAUUUACUUGUCAUCCGUGAACUCAUACAAUCGUAUUUGGAAAUCGCUGGAUUUCGAUACGGUACGGAAUAAAAAUGCUAGUAUUAUCAAAAUGGUCUGGGAGUAUAACCCUUUGGAUGCAGAUGAAUGUUCAUCAUCAUCAUCAGGUGCCGCCUUUAGUGAGUUAAAUGUAACACUUGGUUUAGACAGGUUCAAGCACAAUGAUUCACAACAGAAUGCUGUGUUGGAUUGUCUCUUUGAAAGUGAUCAACAUGGGGAAAAUUCUAUUAAACUUAUAUGGGGCCCUCCUGGAACUGGCAAAACCAAAACAAUCAGUUCUCUGUUAUGGGCUUUCCUAACAAAGAAAUGCAGAACUCUUUCAUGUGCACCUACAAAUACUGCCGUUAAGGAGGUAGCUUCGAGACUACUAAGAUUAGUGAAAGAAUAUUCAUCAAGUAGCAAGAAUUGCUCUUUGGGGGAUAUUGUUUUAUUUGGAAACAAGAGCAGAAUGAAGAUCAAUGAUGAUCUCAGUGAAAUAUUUCUAGAUGAUCGUGUUAGCAGACUUUCAAAGUGUUUUUCACGUUUAACUGGCUGGAGCUAUUGCCUGAUCUCGAUGAUGAAUUUUCUUGAGAAUGCUAUUUCUCACUAUGAAAUGUAUUUGGAAGAAACUUGA